This is a messenger RNA of Colletotrichum siamense, 417 nucleotides long. RefSeq lists its product as uncharacterized. The transcript is spliced from 3 exons. NCBI's taxonomy places the organism in Eukaryota, Fungi, Ascomycota, Sordariomycetes, Glomerellales, Glomerellaceae. The record is from RefSeq and is a predicted model, not a curated record. Bases 1 to 417 code for a protein of 138 amino acids.
AUGUCGUCGUCGAUUGCGAUCCCGAUGACCCCGUCGUCGGCCACCUACGGUCACCACCACCACCAGUCCUCCCAAGGCCGGGGUGCAACCAGCUCUUCCUCUUCAACCUACUCCAGCUCCCCGCGGACGUCUUCCCCGCCUUCCGCUUGCAAGCAGAAGUCGGUCCACCAGCGUCGGCCCAGCCUGCUCAGCACGGCGUUGUCGAAGCAAGAAAGCACCGUCAUCAAUAUUGGCGAGCCCAACGGCACUCCCCGCCUGAUCUCCUACCUCUCCUCCAGCCAAGGCUUCGCAUGGAACCCAGAAAUCUUCCUGCCUUCUUACGUCGACUGCGACUACGUCCCUCUCGAAAACCGACGGGAGCCGGUACACGAGAUUGUUCUGAGCGACGAGGAGAUCAACAACAUGUUCCCCCAAUAA